Molecule: messenger RNA, 204 nt
Organism: Necator americanus (New World hookworm)
Lineage: Eukaryota; Metazoa; Nematoda; Chromadorea; Rhabditida; Ancylostomatidae
Exons: 2
Coding region: 1-204 (67 amino acids)
Source: RefSeq, a predicted model, not a curated record
AUGAGCGGAAAAUCCCCGGAUUCCGGAAUCUACAACUCCAUGUCUAUCGCCCAUGUUCGACUGUCUUUGAAUCUCGGCAUGUUGAAACGAGAUGCUUUACUCGAUGGAAUGUCCAUGCAGGUUAUGCGACAGCUUUUUACUGUUAAUUCUUUUGUUGUUGUUGUUGUUGUUGUUGUUGUUGUUGUUGUGGCUUGUUGUUUGUGA